Messenger RNA from Aspergillus ochraceoroseus IBT 24754, 1251 nucleotides. RefSeq names its product PDK/BCKDK family protein kinase. The transcript has 3 exons. Gene Ontology annotation, cellular component: mitochondrion. The record is from RefSeq and is a predicted model, not a curated record. Bases 1 to 1251 code for a protein of 416 amino acids. Gene Ontology annotation, molecular function: pyruvate dehydrogenase (acetyl-transferring) kinase activity. NCBI's taxonomy places the organism in Eukaryota, Fungi, Ascomycota, Eurotiomycetes, Eurotiales, Aspergillaceae. Gene Ontology annotation, biological process: protein phosphorylation; regulation of glucose metabolic process.
AUGUGGAAGCCGUCGGAGCGUCUGAUGGAAACCAUCAGGCAUUAUGCCAGUUUCCCAGCGACUGGUGUCUCCCUUCGACAGAUGGUUCAAUUCGGCGACAGGCCGUCAACUGGAACUCUCUUUCGUGCCUCCCAAUUCCUCUCCGAAGAACUCCCAAUCCGCCUCGCCCAUCGCGUCCAAGACCUUGGAGAACUUCCCGAUGGUCUCAGCGAAAUGCCCUCCAUCAAGAAGGUGCAGGACUGGUACGCUCAAUCAUUUGAGGAAAUCAUAACCCUACCUCGACCAACCCUUACUCAAGAAGUUAAAGCCCGUCUUUUGCGCCCCGGGAGAACAAACAACGGCGUCUCCAAGAUUCUAUCCGAAACUACACAAAAUCCGAGUAUCCGCGAGGGCCAAUAUCGGUCUUCUCCCACCUCGGUAAAUGGCAAUGGCAAUGGAAAGACAGCUGUCGCUCGAAGAUACUUUGUUCCAUCCGAUGAUCAAGGAAAUUGGCCCCCCGAACUCAAUGAUUAUAACCAGCGUUUCGCGAAGACAUUGCAACAUAUCAAACGGCGCCACGACAGUGUUGUGACUACUGUAGCACAAGGUAUCCUCGAAUGGAAACGAAAGCGCCAACGCCUGCAGAUUGACUCAACCAUCCAGUCCUUCCUUGAUCGCUUCUAUAUGUCCCGGAUAGGUAUACGUAUGUUAAUUGGUCAACACAUUGCUUUGACGGAACAGACCCACGUUCGCCAUCCACACUACGUCGGAAUUAUAUGUACCAAAACGAACAUACGGGAAGUUGCUCUCGAGGCUAUCGAGAAUGCCCGCUUUGUUUGUGAGGAUUACUAUGGUCUUUUUGAAGCACCUAAGGUUCAGCUAGUCUGCAAAGACGACUUGAACUUCAUGUACGUGCCCGGACAUUUGUCUCACAUGCUCUUUGAGACCUUGAAGAAUUCCCUGCGCGCUGUCGUCGAGGCACAUGGCACAGACAAGGAGGCCUUCCCGGUUACCAAAGUCAUAAUCGCCGAAGGAAGAGAAGACAUUACAAUCAAGAUUUCAGAUGAAGGUGGUGGAAUCCCUCGUUCUGCCAUACCUUUGGUUUGGACCUACAUGUAUACUACCGUGGAACAAACCCCCAACCUAGAUCCGGAUUUUGACAAGAGCGACUUCAAAGCUCCCAUGGCGGGCUUUGGUUAUGGAUUGCCAAUAAGUCGUUUGUAUGCUCGAUAUUUCGGCGGUGAUCUAAAAUUGAUCAGUAUGGAAGGGUGA